AUGAUACAGGUCGACUCCGCCGAGCCGCUCAUCAGCCGCGCCGCCUCCGCGCGCUUGCGCACCGCCGUCGUCCGCCCCAAGCUCCGCCUGUUUUGUAUCGCGCAGGCUGGAUGCGACGCCGGAUGCUUCCACCCCUGGCAGGACCUUCUCCUCCCCGGGGAGGUUGAGGUUUUGCCCCUCGAGCUCCCCGGCCGCGGGCAGCGCUUCAGAGAGAGCCCCGACGCGUUCGGCUCCAUCCGCGCGCUCGUCGCCGACGAGAUCCUCCCGAAGAUAUCCAAGCUCCUCCCGCGAACGGACUUCGACGAGGGUGCGCGAGGGUGCCCGGCGACGAUGGAGCAGCACCACGAGUGGACCAACCCCCCGUUCGCGAUAUUCGGCCACAGCUUCGGCGCCCUCGUCGCCUACGAGAUUUGCGCGCAGAUCGAGGCCCGCGCGCGCCGCCACGACUGGCCGUGGGCCAAACCCUCGACGCUGUACGCGUCGGGGAUGCGCGCGCCGUCGCUGUGCGGCCCGGCGCACGACCCGGACGACACAAAUCCGACCCUCUCCACCCUCAUCGACGACGACGUUUUCUGGACCGCGUUCGAGCGUCGGUACGGGCGAAACCCCGACCUCUUAAAGCCGGAGGUUCGCGCGAUGAUCCUCCCGAGGCUUCGCGCGGACUUGGCCGCGAUGGAGACGUACGUCCCGUCAUCGUCGUCGUCAAAGCUGACGGUUCGAACGCGCGUGAUACUCGCGGAGGGCGACGACCGAACGCCGCGAAGCCUCGUCGAACCCUGGGCCGGACACUGCGAGCCGCAAACGCUGUGCUCGUUCACCGCGGUAAAAGGCGUGUCUCCCGCGAACGAGGCGAGCGGCUCGGGGUACUGGGGCACGCCGCAUCGCGUGGUCCUCGACUACCCCGACGAGUUGCUGAGUUUCCUCCGUGACGAUGUGCCGACUCUGUUCAAAACGGCGACGCUUCCGGCCGAGUCGACAGACCCGGACAUAAACUCCAAGGAGAUGUUCGCCGAGCUCGACAGGCUCUACGGGGACUUCACCGCGUGGGACCUGGAGUACCCCCCGGUGAAGUGA
Molecule: messenger RNA, 1074 nt
Organism: Micromonas commoda
Lineage: Eukaryota; Viridiplantae; Chlorophyta; Mamiellophyceae; Mamiellales; Mamiellaceae
Exons: 1
Coding region: 1-1074 (357 amino acids)
Biological process (GO): lipid biosynthetic process
Source: RefSeq, a predicted model, not a curated record